GGACCUAGAUAGCGCCGAGCACGGAUGAGAUGCGCGACCCCGACCUGUACCUGCCUGUGUACAGGUGCUGCGCGGUUCGACGCGGGUUGUGCAGCUCGUCCUGCAUGGGCCAGGCGAGUGGGUGAGCAAGCGGGCUGGCUAGCAGGAAGAUGGGUGGACGGCCGAGAAGGGCAAGUGGGCAAUAAGACAAGCACGAGCAGGCAUGUGGGAGAGUGGGAGAGCUGGCUAGAGGGGGAGCACAGGCGGGCAAGAACGAGCGGGCGCCGGGCAGGAAGGCGAGCGGGCAAGAGGCGAGGGGGGAAGAGAGCCUGAGGGUGAACGAGCGGUCGGACAAUAAGCCGAGUGGGCGAGCAAGCAGGCGGGCGAGGUGACGGAGGGCGAGAAGGACGACGAGCGCAGGCGAGCGGGUGACGAGGGCGAGCGAGCAGUGUGCGAGCAAGCAGGUAGUAAGCAAAAUAGCAAGAGGGCGAUGUCUCAGCCUCGUACCUGGCUCGCUGCUGGACCCAUAGUCAUCAUGUCGAGUGCGCACAAAACUAGUUUCCGAGAAUGCCGCACCUAUUUUAGUACCGCUGACUUCAUUCUGUUACCCAUGUGCGAAACCAGACUCGGGGACCAUGCCAUUUGCAGCGGCAACAGACUCGGAGCCAUCGGAGCGAAAAUUACCGUACCAGAAAUGUGCUGUAGGGCCGGAAGAUCACUUUCCGCAUCAUGUUUUACGUACCUUUUCUGUAAAGCUUUCUCGCGAAUUCGCGUCUUCUCCCCGGCCUGCGCGAGGAGCGGCUGUAUGACACCGUUACUUACGAGCAGACAGGAAAUUUCUACUUUCCCGAGUUUGUCAGCUGUUUUGAGCCAUGGACUCCGGAUGAUCAUCGUUUGCGAGACGGUGCCGUGGCGGCGUAUGCUUACAUCGGCGCGCGACUCGGACCAACUGUCCAAAACAGACCAACGCGGACGCCGUCCUCCGCCGCCGCCGCUGGCCGCCCACCUCCUGCAAGUCGAACCCAGGUCUUGUGUGCGCACGCCGCAGUGCCACACUAGCUACUCGAUCUCCAGUCGCUUGAACCGCAUUGCAUACCACAAAGGGGCCUUGAACACGCGACUCGACGGUUGCAACUUUGCAUGGAGGUGGGAGUUGUGGAUCAAGGAUGUCGAUGAGGUGGAUGUAUGCGCGAAAGCCACGAUGCCCGCGACGCGUCGUGGUAAUACGUCACGAGCUCGCGUCAUGGUGGCUCCAAAUCAGGCUCCAAUCGAGGAAAGAGAGGGAAAGAGGCAGGACAUCGGUCGGGCGCGAUAUUAA
Messenger RNA from Fomitopsis serialis, 1297 nucleotides. RefSeq lists its product as uncharacterized. Bases 470 to 1297 code for a protein of 275 amino acids. The transcript is spliced from 6 exons. NCBI's taxonomy places the organism in Eukaryota, Fungi, Basidiomycota, Agaricomycetes, Polyporales, Fomitopsidaceae. The record is from RefSeq and is a predicted model, not a curated record.